Adineta steineri is the source of this 2379-nucleotide messenger RNA. The record is from the annotation of a GenBank genome assembly. Lineage: Eukaryota; Metazoa; Rotifera; Eurotatoria; Adinetida; Adinetidae.
AUGUUACUGUAUUACACAGGUUUCAGCACAGAGUUCGUAUCGAUUAUCGGUGGAAUUCCUCCUCUCAUUUAUGAUCAAGCAUCGAGCCGUUUUCCACCAAAAACUACAAUCUCAACGAUAGUUCAAGCAGUUAUGGUCGACCAGUGGAAUUUUGUAUAUUCAUAUGAUCUUUAUUGGAAAGCAUGUGCACCCGCCUAUUGUACUUAUUCUGAUUCGGUUCAUACAAAUAAUUUUGUUGGGAUAUUAAUAAUUAUGAUAUCUAUGAUCGGUGGUCUUAUGGCUGCAUUACGGUUAAUCAUACCUCCAGUUGUUAACUUUAUCUAUGGCUUAUUUACACCAAAAAAGACAUUUGAUAAACCAUCCUUUAAUGUUUACAAUGGUCUUGCAAAAGAUCACGGUGAUACACUGCAAUGUCAGUGUUCAUCAAUUUCAUCAACAUAUAAUCAAUAUGUGCAGCUUGAACCCAUAUUUCAUCCGAUCUGUUCAAGUACAUUCGCUUCGAAUGAAUGGCGUGAGAAUCUCACAGCUAAUCUUAUUCCUGAUCUAUCUAUUUAUGAUAUCAGGGACUAUCGUCGUUUCCUUUCAGCGCAUUUACAAUUACUUAGUGGUUUAUGCCAACUUUCUAUUCAAACAAUAAACGAUUCUGUUGAUCAAUUCCUUUCAUCUACAUUGGCUAGUGCUCAAAUUAUACCAGAAACAGUGUUCCGUCUCGAAAUCAAUUUGCUCAUUGAAGAGAGUCAAUCGAAUGCGCCCAUUAUGUUCGCUCGUCUUCUAUCCUUACUACGAGCAGCAAACCAUGGAAAUGCAUUUGUAUCUGCCUAUGGAAACAACUUUAAAUACAUGAUUCCUUUGACUAAUAGAAUUGCCAACAUUGCAUUUACCCAAGCCAUGAUUUAUGAUAAUGGAUGUUCUUGUGGGUUAGAUGCAACCUGUACGACCCACGCAAGUUUCAUGAAUAGUAAUUCAACAGAAAUCAUUCCAAUCAAAGGCCUAAAAAUGGGCUGUACACCAAGUGAAUCAUUUCUUGGUUCAACUCUCGAAUGUUUCUACGAUUCUUCAUAUCUUCCAACGACUGCGACAAACUUUACAAAUAUGAGCAUAACAACUAGCACUGGCAAGAACAUGACAACAACUGCGACAACAACAUUAUCUAUUUCAACAGUAUCAACUUGCCAGUUAACAUUUCAACCAAUUGUUUCAUAUGCAACUAGCACUGACAGCUCAUACGCACUCGCUGUCAGUGAUUUUGAUAGUGACGGUUUAUUAGAUUUCGCGGUCUCAUUGUUUAGCACACAUGUUAUGGAAGUGUUUCUUGGAAACGGUAAUGAGACUUUCAAACAACCAAUAAUGGGUCCGACGACUCUUUCUUAUUAUCUGGCUUAUUACGAUGUUUCUUAUGCCGAGCUUGCUUACGAUCUUGCUUAUUACGGUCUUUCUUAUGACGAUUUUCUUUUUCCCGAUAUUCUGCAAUAUCUCACUGUCGCUGAUUUCAACAAUGACGGUCACGUGGAUAUCGCUGCUUACAGCGUGUACAAAUACCAUGUAGUUAUCCUACUUGGAAGUGGCAAUGGAACUUUCGCAGGAACGACAAUGUUAUCAAACUCGAUUUUAGAUGCAAAAGCUUCAAGUACAGCACUCUCUACCGCUGUAGGCGAUUUAAACAACGACGGUAUCAUCGAUGUCGUUGUCGCCUAUGGUUAUCAAUGUACGAUAACAACACUGUUUGGAUAUGGGAAUGGAGAUUUUACAUCCGAAACGACACUUUGGCAGCUAAAUCGUACGUGUUUUCCAACGAUUCUUAUUGCUGAUUUUAACGGCGACGGUAAACAGGACAUUGCUAUCAGCAUGACUACUGACUACCAAGUGGUUGUAAUGCUGGGGAAUGGGACUGGAAGUUUCGAUGCGUCGAUGACGUUCUCGACAGGACUCUACAGUUUUCCACAUACAAUCGCUGCGAAUGAUUUUAACGAUGAUGGUUAUCUAGACAUCGUCGUGACGAACACAGGAAAUCACAAUAUUGGCGUACUUCUUGGAAAAGGUAAUGGGGAUUUUCAAGCACAAAUAACAUCUACGACGGGACCUAAUUUUCCACCAGCAUUAUUCGCUGCCGGUGACUUCAACGGUGAUGGUCACUUGGAUAUUGUUACCACGGUUCAACCUGACGCCUAUUACUUACGUCCUUGGUUGUAUGGUGUAAUUGUUUGCCUUGGAUAUGGCAAUGGAAGUUUUGGAGAACCAAUCACAGUUGAGACUGGGAAUAUUUUUCCGAGAUAUAUCAAUGUCGGUGAUUUCAAUAGCGAUGGCCGAAUAGACAUUAUCGUUAACGAUAAAUAUGGAAUCAGUGUCGGUAUUCUGUUUAACACAUGUGCUUGUUGCUGA